AUUUCGGCACCAGCUGAGACAGGGUUCGUGCCUCGCUCGGGCGCACGACUAGGAAAUACCCAGCAUCCAGCGCGCACACGAUGGGAUGCCAGUCUUCCAAACAACGCGCCACGGUGCCUGGGGGCACAAGUAAGAAGAUUGUCGACGUUGGCACUGCAUUCGCGUCAAAAGCAGGAGCUUCUGGUCUUAUGGAUGGUGUGCCACUCUCGGAUCAUUACUCUGGAGGCCUUGCUUUCUUCAUCAUCGAUCCACAGGUCGAUUUCCAUGAGGGUGGCAACUUAGCGGUCCCUGGUGCCACUGAGGAUUCUCGCAAAAUUGCCGAUCUGAUUAGCCAGAACAUUGAUAAGAUCGAGCGCAUCGUAGUGUCUCUCGACACGCACCAUGCAAUGCACAUCCAUCAUCAAUAUCCGGGCAGAGAUGGCAAACAUCCUGCUGCAUUCACGCCCAUAACGAAGGAGGACAUCCUCAAUGGCGUAUGGACUCCACGUCAGCCCGAGAUGAAGACAUGGGCGCUUGAAUACGUAGAGAAGCUGAAGACAGGCGGUAAAUUCUCAAUGGCCAUUUGGCCAGAUCAUUGUCUCUUUGGUACGAAGGGAUUUUCCGUGCAUAAGCCUCUGAUGGAUGUGCUCAACGAAUGGGCAGUACACAAAGCCAGGGCAAUCAAUUGAUUUCAAAGGGCAGAACAACCGUGCCGAAAUGUACAGCUGUCUGAAGGCUGAGGUCGAGGUGGAGGACGACAAGACAACGUCUCUGGACCUGGAUCUCAUCCGGACGCUCAAGAAGCAUAAAAAGGUUGUCUGCUGCGGUGAAGCCAUGUCUCAUUGCGUGAAUUGGUCCACUCGCGACCUUCUUAGCGGUUGGGAACAAGGGCGCAUCAGCGACAUCAUUCUUUUGGAGGAUUGCGCUUCACCGGUUGGUGGCUUUGAGGAAGUUGCCAGACAUUUUGUUGACGAUAUGCGCAAAGCCGGUAUCACCGUGUGCAAGGCCGCCGAUUUCAAUGGCAAGACAGCCGAGAUCGGAAAGGCCGAGAUGGAUCCAGAUGCUUUCAAUAAAUCCCUCAGCCAGCGCGGCAAACGGUUAUGUCGACAGCAAACAGGUUUUGCAUCCAAAGCUGGCGCUGCAGGAUUGAUGGAUGGAGUGCCGCUCCAGGACAAUUUUUCGGGUGGUUUGGCCUUGUUCAUCAUUGACCCACAGGUGGAUUUCCACGAAGGAGGCAGCUUGGCAGUCACUGGUGCGACAGAGGACUCCAGAAAGAUCGCAGCCUUGAUCAGGAAAUUCAAGGAAAAGAUCGAGCGUAUCGUGGUUACGCUUGACUCACACCACAAGAUGCACAUACAUCAUGCCAGCUUCUGGACGGAUAAGGACGGUGGCAAACCGGCACCAGGAUAUCACAUGACAUCUCAGGACAUCAGCGCGGGAAAAUGGCAAGCCAGGCAGCCAGAGCUGCGUGACUGGAGCUUGGAAUAUGCAAAGAAACUGGAGGCAUCCAAGAGUGGGCUUCCUUUCAUCGUAUGGCCAGAUCAUUGCCUCCUGGGAACUGAAGGCCAAACAGUCCACCCUCCAUUGAUGGAGGCAUUGAACGACUGGGCCAUCGCCCGUUCGCGCUCCGUGAACUUCUACUUCAAGGGUCAAAACAACCGAGCCGAGAUGUACAGUGCCCUCAAAAGCGAGGUAUCAGUACCAGAUGAUCCAACAACUGACUUUGACCGGGAAUUGGUCGACACAUUGGCUAAGCAUCAGAAGGUCCUGUGCUGCGGAGAAGCCAAGUCACAUUGCGUGAAUUGGUCGACCAGGCAUUUGCUUGAGUGUUGGCCGAAGGGCCGAAAGAAAGACAUCGUCUUACUCAAGGACUGCUGCUCUGCAGUAGCUGGGUUCGAGGAAGUCGCAGCACAGUUCGAGAGAGACAUGACGAAUGCUGGGCUUACUGUCGUCAGUGCGGAGCAGUUUGCCUUUUGAUUUUUGGAGUUCACGCUAGUGUGAGCGGUCUCUUCGUUGUGGUUGUACCGCCGCCUUGGGCUCGAUGCGCUGUGCCUCACGGCAUUGUCAUGCUGGGCUUGGCUGAGCGGCAGUGAUUCUUUGUCCUUUGUCUCAACCAGUGCUGGCAACCUUGUCAGCCAACGUUGGUUGUCGCUUGAUUCUGCUCUGUCAUGCUGCCAAUGCUCGGUGAAGAGGAGGAGGAGGAGGAUCAGGAGGAGGAGGGAGAGGGCGCAGGAGGAAGGAGGGAGGUCUCAGGCCGGGCUGCUCGGCCCCCCGAAGCCCAGCGCUCGGGUGCAAAAUUUGCACAAGGCUGCCGUCCGAGGCCCAGUGACCUUUCCGCAGAUGCGUGUUCGCUGUUUCUGCCCACGCGCUUCGGGGCGUGGCCUUAUCCUUGCCUGCCCUCAGCGCGACCAUCGACCGUUCGCGGCGAGUCCGCGCGGGGCUGGCGUGCCCCGCCGAGCGAGAAACAGGACGGCCCA
Messenger RNA from Prorocentrum cordatum, 2456 nucleotides. The record is from the annotation of a GenBank genome assembly. Lineage: Eukaryota; Dinophyceae; Prorocentrales; Prorocentraceae.